Messenger RNA from Salmo salar (Atlantic salmon), 2165 nucleotides. Its product is annotated as 12-(S)-hydroxy-5,8,10,14-eicosatetraenoic acid receptor. Gene Ontology annotation, molecular function: G protein-coupled receptor activity. NCBI's taxonomy places the organism in Eukaryota, Metazoa, Chordata, Actinopteri, Salmoniformes, Salmonidae. The record is from RefSeq and is a predicted model, not a curated record. Gene Ontology annotation, cellular component: membrane. Gene Ontology annotation, biological process: G protein-coupled receptor signaling pathway.
AAACAUUAGAACAUAAAUCAAUGAAUCAAAAUAAAAGAUUCCUGCUCAUGAUGUAUUCUAUGACUUCCAGCUAAGAACUGCCUGUGUCUUCACCUUGUAGUUCUGUGUGUUUAAUCAAUCAAAACGUGUUAUGACAGCCUCAACUACAUUUGAAUUCCCACGGAUGUGUUGUGCAACCAGAAGCACGCCCCUGCACUUACUUCGGCCUACUUCAUAUAGGAAUUCAGCAGGGAGUUACAAGGAAAUAUGUCGCAAAGGAAAAAGGUCACUGAGUCAGUUAAGAACAAAUUCUUAUUUACAAUGACGGCCUAGGAACAGUGGGUUAACGCAUUUUACGCCUCUUGUUCAGGGGUAGAACGACAGAUUUUGUACUUUGUCAGCUUGGGGAUUCGAUCCAGCAACCUUUCGGUUACUGGCCCAACGCUCUAACCACUAGGCUACCUGCCGCCCCAAUAUGACAAAUAUGGGGGAAAAUUGUUGUUGUGUGUUGAUGCAAUGUCUUCCACUAUAUCCUCAAUCCCUCAUGGGACCAGCUGCUUAUUUAUUGGUCCUGUGGUGACUCGCCUACUCAGGAAUGGAAGGUGCUCAACCAACAAGACUGAACAAUUUACAACUGCUGCCUGGGGGGAAUUACUUCCAGACUGAAGUACAGUCCUUCAGUUUCACCAAGUCUGCACACGGAAUAGGAGCUUGCUUCCCUUCCCUUAAACAGACUCACUUGGCUUUGAGGACUCUAGAGGACUGCUUUUCCUUCUUAAGGAUUCGGACAGGAUCAGACUGACUGUAAAAGGGACAGGUUUUGACAGUUCAUAUUAUGGAAGAGGAUCUUCUGAAUGAUAACUGCACAGCAGAUAAUCUGCCCUUGUACACAUUUUACGCCUCUGUGAUGAUUGUGGAGUUCACCCUGGCUGUGCCUCUUAACCUCUCAGUGCUUUACCUCUUCAUCUUCAAGCUGGAGUUCUGGAAACGGAACUCCAACAACCUUUUCCUGUUCAAUCUCGUGUUGGCUGACCUUCUUCUGCUGGGCUGUUUGCCAGUGAACGCGUACAAUUUUCUUCACGGAGAGCGGCAGAGUAUGGACGGAAGGAUCUGCAAAGUCAUGCUCUUCAUGCUGUUUCUGAACCGAGGUGCCAGUAUCGGCUUCCUGGCUGUGAUUUCACUUGAUCGCUACUUCAACGUGGUUCAUCCUGGGAACAAGGACUUUGUCCUCAAAAAGUCUCCUCAUAUAUCUGUCAUCAUCUGGCUAGUACUGCUCCCUUUGACGAUCCCCACCAUGCUGAAGACUGGUUGCUGUGGCAGUCAUGGGGACAUCACUGACACUCUGAGAGAGGUUGUGUUUUUCACCCAGAUUCUCAUCCCUUUCUUUGUGUUGGUGUACUGCACGGUCCGCAUUGUCAACAGACUCAAAAAGAAGACAGUAGGUGACAGGACCAAGCUGCGUCGAGCAGUGUUUCUGGUCACCUCUGUCAUGCUGGUCUUUUCUUUCUGUUUCCUGCCUUGCACCAUAGCUAGAAUUGUUCUGUUGAUUGUCAGAGCCAUGGAUUUACAGAAUGCUGAGAAUAUAGCUAUUCAGGUCUAUGAUGGUUUCAUAGUUUUUUCCCACAUGGAUUGUCUAGUGGACCCAAUUGUGUACUGCUUAAGCAGCACUAAGUUCAAAACCCUGUACCUGACAACUUAUUGCCCCUGUCUACUGAGAAACAACGCAGAAACGGCUAAAAGAACAAACCCAAUACGAAUUAACUUAAAUCUAAAACGCAACAACAAUACACUGUAGCUAGUAGGUAAUAAUACUUCUGGGUGUGGUAGUGGGCGUGGCCACAGUUUUAAAGAGUUUCUUGCAAUUAUACACUUUCAUGGGGCUGAGAAUGUUUUGUAUUUUUUUUUAAAGAUAAUUUUCUGCAAUUCUACACAUUUUGCCAUGGCUUAUGCCGUAUAACUAAAACGUUCUUAAAACAAAUCUAUUGGGGCCCCAUGCCAUGCCAUUUUUUACAUUUUAGAUUCUCUGACUGUCUAGUUUUUAUUUUGGUGAUGGUUAGUUCUCAAAGAUUAUCUUUUUUAAAAGAUAUAGCUCCAUUAUCUUUUCUACAUACUUUAUAUAUGGUUUUAGUCGUUUUUAAGUUCACACUGAAAACGUUUUUGCCAUAUUAAUAUUUUUUGGUGUGGCG